Molecule: messenger RNA, 2311 nt
Organism: Armigeres subalbatus
Lineage: Eukaryota; Metazoa; Arthropoda; Insecta; Diptera; Culicidae
Product: paired box protein Pax-6-like
Exons: 7
Coding region: 22-1653 (543 amino acids)
Biological process (GO): regulation of transcription by RNA polymerase II; anatomical structure development
Molecular function (GO): RNA polymerase II cis-regulatory region sequence-specific DNA binding; DNA-binding transcription factor activity, RNA polymerase II-specific
Source: RefSeq, a predicted model, not a curated record
UUGUGGUGCAACCUACUGCUAAUGGCCCUGAUACACGCAAGCAUGGACUACAAAAACGAAGGCCACAGCGGCAUCAACCAGCUGGGUGGCGUCUUCGUCGGCGGAAGACCUCUGCCGGACUCGACGAGGCAGCGAAUCGUCGAGCUCGCCCAUGCCGGAGCGCGACCAUGCGACAUCUCGCGGAUUCUUCAGGUAUCGAACGGAUGCGUGAGUAAAAUACUGGGAAGUUCCGUGGAUAUUUGUAGAUAUUAUGAAACUGGAAGUAUCCGACCGCGAGCGAUUGGUGGAUCGAAGCCUCGCGUGGCUACGCCCGAGGUGGUCAACAGGAUUUCGAUGUUCAAGCAGAACUGUCCGAACAUUUUUGCGUGGGAGAUUCGGGAUAAAUUGUUGAACGAACGCAUCUGCACUCCGGAAAAUAUUCCAAGCGUUUCAUCCAUAAAUCGUGUUUUAAGAAAUUUGGCCGCGCAGAAGGAAUUUAGUAAGAAGCCACAUGCGCAAGAAUCCUCAUCCGAUGAUUCAAAUUAUUUAUCAACUAAGCCGUUGAACGACGGUUCGCCUUUUGUUCACUACAAAUACGCAGAUAAUGCAGAUAUGAAACCACAAGCUGAAGAUAAUAAGAGUCCCUUUGCGAAGCAUUGUUUUACGAAUUUGGAUUCUCCGGUGGGUGGUGGCGGAGGUGGAGGAAGCGGAGGUGGGGGAGGUCUUGGUUUGGGGAACAAACCGCCUUCCGCACAACCACCGUCCUCUGUUGGCUUUGAUUCGGACUCGGAGAGGCUCAGCCUCAAGCGCAAACUUCAACGCAAUCGGACCUCGUUUACCGUAGAUCAAAUCGAGUACCUGGAGAAGGAAUUCGAACGAACGCAUUAUCCGGACGUAUUCUCCCGUGAACGGUUGUCUUCCAAAACUAAUCUACCUGAGGCGAGAAUUCAAGUUUGGUUCUCGAACCGUCGCGCCAAAUGGCGUCGCGAGGAGAAACAACGAUCACAAGCUGCCUCCGAGGGAUCUUCCGUCGCUGUUUCCGUGUCGGCAGCGACUGCCCAGCCUCCAUCCGCUGUUUCAUCGUGCAUGAAUCUGACAUCUCCUCUGGUUUCUCAUGUCUACGACUCCAACAUGUGCGUUGAAGAUUCGAACAGCAACUAUCUCAGCAAGACGUACCCAUUGGAACCGACCGGCUUCCAGAACCUCGAUCCACUGAAGUCACCGCAGUCCCAUCAGCCGCAAACGCAUUCACCCAUGUCGUUCAAACUGUUCCCCAGCAGUAGCUCCGGAGGAUCGGUAACUCCGGGCUCGUCCGGUGGAGGCGGUGGCGGCGGAAGUGGCCCUGGAUUAGCAUCUUCCGGAUCUCUGCACGAGCCGAGCCUGAUGGACGCGGUGGCUCUCUCCAACAAUGGCGGUUUCUCUCACGUACCUACCUCGGACGAUAAGUCCCUGUACAAUCACUUUGCCUAUUCGGCGUCGUCGGCAGCCGUCGCAGCCGCAGCCAACAUGCACCACUCGGCUGCGUACUCGGUGGCUGCGGCAGCGGCAGCCGAUCAUCAUCACCAUCACCAUCAUCAGUCGUACAACGGGAUGUACCUGAAGAAUCAGCUGUACAACCUGCCGACAAAUGGCGUCCUUAGCUUCCAGUCGACCUUGGACUGGAACAAGAGUUAAUGGUAGGCGUCGCGGGGCUUUGACGCAGCCGAAGGCUUCCCCGAUUCGUUUGAAUAACUGAUGCAAGACGAUGACGAUGAUGGUGAUGAUAAUGAUAACAAACAAGCCAUAACAGUAUUUGUGGUGCGAUCUACUGAGAAUCUUGAUAUCGAAUCAUGAUAACUAAAUGUUGACAGAAAAUAUUUCUAUUAUUGAAACUAUUACUAAAUGAAACACAAACGUGAUCAGUUUUUAAUGCUAAAAGUGAUGGUUGUCCGUAUUAGCUAUUAUACCUUAUGAUAAACAGAAACAAACACACACGCAUACACACAAACAUAUAUCUUUGCAAAUGUGGUAUUGAAAGUAUUAUUUUUGCGUCUAACCAAUUAGUACGAUUUUUAGAGUAUGAUGCUGUGAAACAACAUUACAAACAUUACUGGAACCGAGAGGGUGGGCGAACGUGUUAGGAAAAUUUGAAAAUAUUUUAAUUAUAUGAGAUGUGCUGGAUUGUGAACCACGAGAGGCGAACACAAAUGAUGAUUCGGACCAUCUCUUUCUAGAACAAUAUAAUGACGUACUAUUGCAAUCGCAGGUCAACUGGAGAAACUGAAAUGUACAAUAAAUUGUAGCACAUUAUUAUUGAAGUGAAAUGAAAUCAAUUUUAAAAACUUGAGAAGUA